AUUAAAUACUUGACGUUACAGUUCAGAGUUCAGACUUAGAUGCUACCUAUAUCUCAACCGACCGGUUUAACCACAAGAGCUAGCUACUUGGGAGUUGUAACGCAGCGAUCACCACAUCUACCAAAACUUUCCCACACCGACAUGUCGAGAUCCUUAGCUCUCGUUUACUUAUCCGUACUUUUCCUUCAGACCCAUCUCUCGAUCGCCGUCGAGGCUACAGUUUCGUCGGUCACUAAAGAAGUCGACGCAAUGCUCGACCGGAACGGCGUAAUCGGGGAAGAAGGAGAGGAGAUGAUGCCAUCGGAGAUAAGCCGGAGAGUAAUGAUGAUGCGGAAACAGUACAUAAGCUACGGAACGCUAAAGAGAGACAUGGUUCCUUGUCAGAAACCUGGUGCUUCCUACUACGCUUGUCGCUCAGGACAAGCCAAUUCUUACAGCCGAGGAUGCAACGUCAUUACAAGGUGUGCUAGAGACACUAGCGACACCAAGACCUGAAAACAUUUUUUUCCGCUUACCUUUAAAAUGCGGUUCUUGAUUAUGAGUUUGAUAUGGUCUCUCUAAGGAUGAGCAAGGCAAGUUCAACAGUAUCUCUUUUGUAAUGUUGUUGUUUACAACAGAAGGAUUAUAUAGUUUUUAUGUAAUCAAUGGUGAAAUAACUGACUAGAAUUGUUAAGUGGAUUGAUAGAUGGAAGAUCGAUAAAGUUGAAGUU
Molecule: messenger RNA, 710 nt
Organism: Brassica napus (rape)
Lineage: Eukaryota; Viridiplantae; Streptophyta; Magnoliopsida; Brassicales; Brassicaceae
Product: protein RALF-like 24
Exons: 1
Coding region: 40-495 (151 amino acids)
Source: RefSeq, a predicted model, not a curated record